AUUCAAUAACUUCUCCCAGACUUUGGCAUUGCAUUACAUCUUGGGCCGUCUCUUCUUAUCUUCACUUUGUGAUACAUGAAAAUUGACCUUGACCAAAAUUGUUUGAUUCUUUGACUCUUGUAGUUCUCUUUCUUCUUCCAAAUACGCUCGCAUCACAGAAACUUCAAUAUGUCGACAAGACCACCCUCUCGCGUCGUCUUUGUCGGCAAUAUUCCCUAUGGCUUGACCGAAGAGCAAAUCACCGACAUUUUCAGCAGCGCAGGCAAAGUCGAGCGAUUCCGUCUUGUGUAUGAUCCCGAGACUGGACGACCUAAAGGAUUCGGCUUCGCAGACUAUCCAGAUACCGAUUCCGCCUCGUCCGCUGUGCGCAACCUGAACGAUUUCGAGAUCAUGGGCCGAAAGCUUCGCGUCGAUUUUAGUAACGACCAAAAGAGUAGCGAUGACGACAAGGACCCAGGCAUGUCUAACUACAAUCCGCACGUCUCCAAUGGCGCAGUUCCCAGCUACAGUGCUCAGCCAAGCACUCUUCCUCCUCUGCCUGCUGGAAAGGAGCUUCCUCACGGUGUCUCUUGCGCUGAUGCUAUUUCACGAACGCUCGAAACCCUCCCUCCUCCUCAACUCCUCGAUAUUCUCUCCCAGAUGAAGACACUUGCCAGUAGCGAACCGCAGCGCGCCACCGAACUCCUCCAACAAGCGCCUCAGCUGGCCUACGCUGUGUUCCAGGCUCUUCUCCUCAUGGGGCUCGUUUCUCCCGAAGCCAUCCAGUCUGUCGUUGAGCCUGGAGCUCCCCCCGCCGCGUUCCCUCCUGCGCCCAUGCCUAACUACCCUGUUGCGAGUAACACUCCUCCUGUUGCUACCAUGCCUUAUCAGGCACCACCUCAGCCCUAUGCUGCUGCUCCUGUCGCGGCUCCCGCACAAGCUGCGCAGGAUCCUGAUGCCUUGAUGCGCGCAGUUAUGGAGCUUCCUCAGUCCCAAAUUGACAUGCUUCCUGAGGCAGAGAGGCAACAAAUUUUGGCUCUCCGUGCUACGUUUGCUGGACAGCGGAGGUAGACACAUACUCUCCAGCACGUUUUAGGUGUGCGUCAUCGGAAACUUCACAGAUCAUUACACAUUAUCAAACAUUUCAACGGCGCGUCAUAUCCUGGCCAAGGUCGGCAUUUGGGUGUAUAAGGCGUUAGGGUGCAGGCUCAGUUAUGAAUUUAGUGUUAGGGAGGAAGCCAUUUCUGGGCAAUAACCGGAAAGCAGGGCAACAUCUGCAUGUACUAUGCAUGUAAAUCUAGAAGCACGAGAGAUCAAAUUAUAACUCUACGUAAUUGGGUUCUGGAUGCAUCUUUCUUAUUUGUAGCUUUUGGUCUUGGUGCGAUGAGAACAAAUGCUACUCGAGAACGCAGUUCAAGUAUAGGGUGGGUUGCUUCAGAUGUUGGUAUAAUACUGAUUGAAUAUGG
Messenger RNA from Fusarium oxysporum Fo47, 1445 nucleotides. Its product is annotated as hinge domain of cleavage stimulation factor subunit 2-domain-containing protein. Gene Ontology annotation, biological process: mRNA 3'-end processing. Gene Ontology annotation, cellular component: mRNA cleavage and polyadenylation specificity factor complex. Lineage: Eukaryota; Fungi; Ascomycota; Sordariomycetes; Hypocreales; Nectriaceae. The coding region runs from base 169 to 1050 and encodes 293 amino acids. The transcript is spliced from 3 exons. The record is from RefSeq and is a predicted model, not a curated record. Gene Ontology annotation, molecular function: mRNA binding.